AUGCGACGCCUCAUUAAGUGCAUAGCCGCAGCGCGUCUGAAAAAUUUGCCACAUUUCCGUAUGGCGAUGCGUGCGUCCAGCAGCGUGGCGGUUGGGGAGGGAGGGGAUGUGGGGAAGAUCGCGCAGGAGCGGCUGUACCGUAUCAUAGGGGCACGAAUGUCUAUCUCCCCUGCCAUCGCCCGUUUUGUGGUGGAGCAGACAAAAAAGGGCUCUACCGUUCCGUUUCUGGCGCGUUACCGCCGAGACGAAACUGGACACCUUGAUGAGAAGGCUCUUCGCCAACUCAUUGACAUGGCGGAGGAACUGCAGGAGGUACAACGGCGCCGCGCAUUUAUGCUGAAGAGUCUUAAAAGCCGCGGUCUUCUCACAGAUGAGCUUCGAGAGGCAUUUGAUAAACUGUUGCAUCUGAAUCAGUUGGAGGAUGCAUGGGAACCCUUUAAGGAGAAGAAGACAAGCUUGUCCUACAGGGGCCGGGAGGCUGGGUUGGAACCUCUCGCGAAGAAGCUGCUUUACACUUCGGAGCCGUUGACAGAUGUGUCAGAGAAAUUACGCUCUGUUAAAGACGGUGCCAAACUCUUUCAGGCUAUUAUUGUGGAGGAAGUGCAGCGCUGCGACGAAGUGCGACAACUCAUGCUGGCCGAGUGUCGACAGAGCGGUGUGAUCAGCAGUUCACUCGCGGCAGCCCCCAGGAAAAAAAACGCCAAGGAAAUUGGCACCGAUGCCUUUGAGACGCUUAAAAAAAAAUUUGCUGCUUACGAAAAUCGCCGAUGGUCUGUGCAACGUAUCAGUGCUCAUAACGUCUUGGCAUUGCAACGUGGUGAGAGUAAGGGAGUGCUUCUAGUAAAGAUGAUUCCCCACAGUCGAAGCAAAUAUACUUUUUUCUCAUGGGCUCGAAGAAAGUUUGUUGGGUUUCAGCGGCGGGAAGACCCCAAAGCUACUCGUCUACUAAAUCAAUGUCUUGAGGCUGCAUAUGAAAACAUAAUGAAGGCCACACACAACAUCAUUCGACGUGACUUAAAAAAAAGUGCUGAAAAAGAAGCCAUUACCGUAUUUGCACACAGUCUUCGUCAUAUUCUUAUGCAGUGCCCUAUGCGUAACGCGAGAAUUUUGGCGAUGGAUCCAGGUGUCACUAAAGGUGUUAAGUGUGUCGCUUUGGAUGAGAAUGGUGGAGUGUUGACUCGUUUCAAGUGCAUUAUUAUGGAUAAAGCCAAUAUGAGGGAUUACAUCAGUGGUUGUGUCGAUAAAUUAAAACUCAAUAAAAUUGUUAUAGGCAAUGGGACCGCUUCGCGAGAAGUGGCGGACAUUGUUGCUGAUACUAUUGAAGAGAGGGGAUUAAGUGUGGAGUAUGCUAUUGUAAGUGAGGCAGGGGCAAGUGUUUAUUCUGUAUCCGAUGUUGCGAGAGAGGAGUUUCCGACGCUUGAUCCAAUGUACCGUGGGGCGGUAAGUAUUGGUCGCCGGGUGAUUGAUCCACUGAGCGAACUCGUUAAAAUUCCCGUGCGUUCUAUGGGUAUUGGCAUGUAUCAACAUGACAUUAGCGAAAUGGAACUUUUGCGUGCCUUGAAUCGUGUGGUUGAAUCGUGUGUGACCUGCGUAGGUGUGAACGCCUUAAUUAGCAACCGUUACGUGAUGGAAAAGAUUCCAGGCGUUACCAAGUCCAUUGUGGAUCAAAUUGUCCUUGCACGGUAUGCGAAAAAACUGAAGAGCCGUGAGGAUUUGCGCCGGGUUCCAGGCAUGACGGAGGUGACGUAUCAACAAGUCGCAGGGUUUUUCCGAUUCCCAAACUCCACGAACCCACUGGACAAUACUAACAUUCACCCCGAGUCGUAUAGCACCGUGCAGAAGUUGCUGGAACUUUACGAGGGGAAAGAAAGAAGGGAGGUCGGUAACAUUCUUCUUAAUCUGAGGGAUGCGGAACUCAGGGAUGUGGCAAGUAGGAUUGGAUGUGGCGAGGCGACGCUGGAACUUGUGGCUCGGGAAUUGGCGUCACCAGCUCUUGAUCCACGCUCGGAGUUACCUCACGCAGGAAUUUUUCGUCGUUUUCCACCGAAAUUGGCCGAUCUUAAGCCCGGCGAUAUGUUGAGAGGGAUUGUGCAGAGCGUGACAACAUUUGGCGCCUUUGUGGAUGUCGGUCUUCACGAUAAUGUCCUUGUGCGAGGUGUAAACAUUGACACGGUGCAUACAGGUGACCUGUUGGAUGAUUUGCGCUUUGAGGGUGUUGACCAGCUUGGCAGGGUUAGGCUUCGGUACGACGGGGUUCUGCAUGCGCGUGGAGACGCCGCUGCGCAGUCCCACCGUCGAGGCCUGACUCUGGAGUCAGAGGAAUUCCUUUCUUUAGGGCGUCUGAUAACACCGGAGGCACAACCGACGUUAAGUGAUAGCCUUGCCGUGGUGCGUGAAGAGCGCCAGCAAAUAUUUGCUUCUUCUUUGUCUUUGCAAGGGCCGCACGAGUCUGCGAGAGUUGCCGCCACCGUGACAAACGGAAGUGGUAAUGUCGUUAAGCCGCUCAAGAGACCUCGCACUGAAGGUGGCGUGCACACGGCUGCUGCUGGCCAAACAACGAUGACGGCAGCGACGGCAGUUGCAGCAGCAACAAAAACAACAAAAACAAAAACAACACCAUCAUCAUCAUUAACGGAUAAGGCAGAGGUAGCGGCAAAAUCCCCGCGUUCGAAGAAAAGGCGGGCUGGAGGGAAAAGGCGUGCUACGCCCUCUUUGCUUUCAGAGGAGCACGAGAAUGACGAAACGAAGCAAAUUGUUGGUGACACCCUGCGGUGGUGGCGGCCGGAGGAAGAGACUGAGAAAAGUGGGCUGACUACGGGGGGCGUAGGGGCUGUCAAGGAAAGAACUCCCGGUGUGAAGAGGCCGAGAACAGAGACGCUGGGCCCACAAAAAGUUUUACAGCCACCAACUUCCACUUCUACAAAGGAAAGUGAGGAGAGCGAACCCCUAUUCUUCUUUUAG
Messenger RNA from Trypanosoma cruzi, 2961 nucleotides. RefSeq names its product transcription modulator/accessory protein, putative. Lineage: Eukaryota; Euglenozoa; Kinetoplastea; Trypanosomatida; Trypanosomatidae. The coding region runs from base 1 to 2961 and encodes 986 amino acids. Gene Ontology annotation, molecular function: structural constituent of ribosome; mRNA binding. Gene Ontology annotation, biological process: translation; nucleobase-containing compound metabolic process. The record is from RefSeq and is a predicted model, not a curated record. The transcript has a single exon.